This is a messenger RNA of Leishmania braziliensis MHOM/BR/75/M2904, 837 nucleotides long. RefSeq lists its product as hypothetical. Lineage: Eukaryota; Euglenozoa; Kinetoplastea; Trypanosomatida; Trypanosomatidae. The transcript has a single exon. The record is from RefSeq and is a predicted model, not a curated record. Bases 1 to 837 code for a protein of 278 amino acids.
AUGUCGGCGCCGCCGAGCUACGAAGACCUCGCCAAGGUGGUGAGGGACUACUUGAUUAAGGGUAGCGACGUGACUGGAUGGCACCUGGAUGCGAAAGAGGACGGAGUACCCAAUCGCCUUAACGCGUACCCCUUUGCUAGCCCUAACGCCAUUGGCGUCCACCUUUUCUACGAAUGCCCAGAUUGUCACACGACGUUCAAGUCGAGGGUGUCCGCUGCUUUCAAGUCGUGGCGGGAGUACCUCCCCACCAUCAUCUAUCAGACAAAACUGAAUGACGUGUCAGAGAAGAUCGAGGUGGACGCUGCUGCAGCUACAGUAAAGGUGGCAGCCAAGCAUCCCGUCUUUAACGCGAGCUGCAAGACGUCGCUACUCGACGGAUUUGCCACGAAUGCAAACGUGGCGACGCGUGUGUCGAAUCAGCUUUUCGCGGGUGCGUCGCUGCAGUACGACCCCAAGCGAAGUGGAGUGCGCGACUUCACCGCCAUCAUGGUUCGCUACGCGUGCCCGAAUAUCCGCAACGGCGAUCUGCUUGGCAAGUACAGUCUGCAGAACGGCUUCUCAGUACAUCUGCGCGUUCCGUUACAUACUUACAUAGAUGCUGCCGUUGUGGCAGAACGGAGGUGCUUCAUUGCCGGUGUGCAAGGCUGCUCGCCAUGCGGUGCUCGCAUCAUGCUCAACGCCAAUGUAUCAGAUGGCACGUACACCGCGACAGCAAUACGAAACCUGAACGACAUAUGGAAAGUGACGGCGACGCUGACGGCUCCGUUUGCUUCUGGGGAGGGUUGUGCUGCGCCGCGCUUUGGUCUGAAGUUCACCAAUAUGAACGCCAGUGAGUAA